AUCAUCAAAAAAAGUUCAUAAGAACUCUAUUUAUUUCUAGCUUUUAUAAUAACAAAAAAUUAAUUUAUAUAUUAUAAUAUAAUUGUAGUAUUAUCUAAAAAUCUUAUCAUAGUUAGAGAGACAAUAUUCAAUAUUUAAUACUAUUCCUUUGGUUGUGUAAUUAGCGGAACAUCUUAUCAAUCCAAGUCUUAUGAUUCUACUUUAUGAAUAAUUUAAAUCAUAGUUUUUAAUUAUAUUGAAAAUCUUUUAAAUAAUAAUUUAUAAAAUUAUUUAUAAAAAAUAGUGCAAUAUUAAUACAAUAAUGACGAAAAAAAAAAAAACGUUGACGAAUAAACUCGUAAACUUACCAGGAGCGUGGCAACGUCGUCCACCGAUAUAACGAAUAAAAAUGUUUUGCCACACGGAUCAAUCUUGAUCCGUGUCGCGAUUCUGACCUUCUUUAAUUGUCGAUAGUGGAUUUCAAUGCGCUCUUUCGAAAAAAUGAUCAUAUAAAGUAUUUAGAGAAAACACGUGGAAAACAUGAGCAAAUGUAAACAAUAGCAUAAGGGUGCUGCAAUUAUUUAAAAUGAAAGUACCUUCGUAAUGGCUGACUAACAAAUGCUUGUUUCACUGAUUUGUUUAAUUGUCAACUCAUGGAGAUUUUUAUCUCGAUUACUGAUUGAUGAUCGAUCUCUCACAGUGUAAGUAAUCGAUUGUUUGAAAUGGCGGAUUACAAUGAUAAAUGUACAGAAGACUGUUCAUUUGAUUACAGUGAGGAUAAACAAAAAGGUGUAUGUUUAAUUAAAGAAGAAUUUAUUAUAGAAGAUCAUAUAAGAUUUCUAAGUGAAAAGUGUUUAACUGAAACUGAUAAACAAAAAGUUUUAAAUAAUACAACUAAUAUAAAUGAUGAUACUUCUUUAUUAGAUGAACCUCCAACCAAAAAGUUUAAAAAUGAUGAUAAAAAAGAAAAACUUAGAGGACAGAAUAAAGCAAGACCACCUCCAUUUAAGACACAGCGUGAAUUAAAUCUUUGUCCAUGGAUAGCAGAUCAAGCAGUAGAUGAACCUGAAAAGAAAUGUGAUAAUAAACGAUGCAUAUUUUUACAUGAUAGAAUUGAAUAUUUAAAAAUUAAGCCAGAUGAUAUUUCAGAUGAAUGUCAUCUCUUUAAGCUCAGUGGUAGAUGUCUAUGGGGCACUACUUGUAGAAUGGGUUCUAAACAUUUAACAAAAGAUGGUUUAAAUAUUAUUGACAAGGAAAAAGAGAAAGAAUUUAAAAAAAAACCUCCAUUUACAAAAAAUCAUUUAAAUAAAAAUAUUCAAAUUCUAUUAAGAAAGCAUAAAUAUAAUUUCUACAAAGCUGAAAAAAUUGUUAAAAUAAAUGAACAUUCUAGAAAAAAUUCAGGAACAGAAAGUGUUAAACAAAUUGAAGAAUCCUCAAAUAAAAAUAAGUUAAAUAUGAAGGACAAUUUAAUGUUAAAUGUUUCCGUUAAUGAAACUAAGAAUGAAAUUUCUAAAAAUCAAAAUACAGAAAAAAGAAUUGGUCCUAUUGAAGACUAUGAUUUAAUAAAAUGUAGAAACUCUGAAAAAAAAACAAUUGAUUGGAAAAAUAAGAUAUUUUUAAGUCCUUUAACAACAGUAGGCAAUUUACCAUUCAGAAGAAUCUGUAAAGAAUAUGGAGCAGAUAUAACUUGUGGAGAAAUGGCUUUGGCACCAAGAAUAUUGAAAGGAGCCCAUGAAGAAUGGGCAUUAGUGAAAAGACAUGAAUCUGAAGAUAUUUUUGGUAUACAGUUAUGUGGAAAUAAUCCAGGAGUAUUAACAAGAUGUGCACAAUUGUUAAAUGAACAAAUUGAUAUAGACUUUAUUGAUUUGAAUCUAGGUUGUCCUAUAGAUCUAAUUUACAGACAAGGAGGAGGCAGUGGUAUGCUGAAUCGAUUAAAUGUUCUAGAAACUGUUGUAAAAUCUGUUAAUCAAGUUAUGAAUAUACCUUUAACUGUAAAAACUAGGACAGGUGUAUAUAUAGACAAACCUAUUGCACAUACUUUGAUGCCAAAAUUUCGUGAUUGGGGUGUAUCCAUGAUUACUGUACAUGGAAGAUCUCGUGAACAGAGGUAUACUAAAUUGGCUGAUUGGGAUUAUAUAGAAAAGUGCGCAAAAACAGCACAUCCUAUUCCAGUUUAUGGAAAUGGAGAUAUUUUAUCUUUUGAUGAUUAUCAAAGAAUUCAAGAUACAUAUAGUUCCAUUUAUGGUGUCACUAUAGGCCGUGGUGCGCUAAUAAAGCCUUGGAUAUUCACAGAAAUAAAAGAAAAAAAAUUGAUUGAUAUAUCAAGUACAGAAAGAUUUGAAAUCUUAAAAAAAUAUUCUAAAUAUGGUCUUGAACAUUGGGGUUCGGACACCCGUGGUGUUGAAACAACAAGAAGAUUUAUGUUGGAAUGGAUAUCUUUUUUACAUAGGUAUAUUCCUGUUGGAAUAUUAGAAAGACCGCCGCAAAGAAUAAAUGAAAGACCUCCAUUUUAUAAAGGCCGCGAUGAUAUGGAAACUUUAAUGGCCAGUUCGAACUGUGCAGAUUGGAUUAAAUUAUCAGAAAUGUUAUUAGGAAAAGUACCCAAAGGAUUUCAUUUCUUACCAAAACAUAAAGCGAAUUCAUGGAAAUAAUAUGUCACGUAAACAAAAUAAUUUUAUAUUAUAAUAUUCCUUUCCUUAUUUUAAUAAAUAUUCAUCGCACGGAAUAAAUUUUAGGUGAAAAAAAUGAAAAA
This is a messenger RNA of Apis laboriosa (Himalayan honeybee), 2731 nucleotides long. RefSeq names its product tRNA-dihydrouridine(47) synthase [NAD(P)(+)]-like (gene Dus3). The record is from RefSeq and is a predicted model, not a curated record. Gene Ontology annotation, biological process: tRNA processing. Gene Ontology annotation, molecular function: tRNA dihydrouridine synthase activity; RNA binding; flavin adenine dinucleotide binding. NCBI's taxonomy places the organism in Eukaryota, Metazoa, Arthropoda, Insecta, Hymenoptera, Apidae. The transcript has 6 exons. The coding region runs from base 702 to 2630 and encodes 642 amino acids.